Molecule: messenger RNA, 2385 nt
Organism: Myodes glareolus (Bank vole)
Lineage: Eukaryota; Metazoa; Chordata; Mammalia; Rodentia; Cricetidae
Gene: Reg4
Product: regenerating family member 4
Source: RefSeq, a predicted model, not a curated record
UUGUAAACAACGCUAUUGCCUCAUGACUUCAACAGGUCAUCAUAUCCUGAGGCAAGAGGUAUAAAGACGCAGGAACCUGGGACCACUCACGCUGAAGAAGACAGAGUUCUCAGAGUGUGAUUGCAACCAGGUCUAGGAGACACCAGAGUCUUUAAGAGAAAACUGGCAAGAGUUCUGAAGGCCUUGAAAUCAAAACAUCGAAGUAUCAUCUCUGGUGAAAGAGGAAGAUGGCUCCCAAAUGCGUUUGGCUGUUCUUGCUGCUGAGCUUUGUAACUGGCCCUGAAGUCAUGAGUGCUGUCUGGAGACCCAGCUGUGCUGCAGGAUGGUUUUACUACAGUUCCCACUGCUAUGGAUACUUUCGGAAGAUGGGAAACUGGUCUCAGGCUGAGGAGGAGUGUCAGAAGUACGGAAGUGGAUCCCACCUGGCAUCUCUCUCGAAUUCAAAGGAAGCCAGAGUCGUAGCAAAGUACAUACUUGGCUAUCAGAGAAACCUGCCUGUGUGGAUUGGCCUGCAUGACCCACAGAAGACGCAGUUAUGGCAGUGGAUUGACGGGUCUAUAGACCUGUACUCACCGUGGAAUUACAAGACAAAGAGUGGAGCCAAUUACUGUGCUGCGCUGAACCCCAAGGAUAGAUUUUUAAGCUGGAACAAGAAUAGAUGCAGUGAGCGCCAACACUUCCUAUGCAAGUACAAGCCAUAGAGCAAGAAUUCAGGGCCUGCCAGCUGUGCGCAAGCUCCCUCUUCCUCCCUCUCACCUGGCGGCUGAUAUAAUCCUUAUCCCCCCAGAGGAAGCACAGCAGCGAACACUGAUGAGGCCUCCAGUCCACUGACUAUCAGGCUCAGAGAGCGUAGCAUGGUGGGACAGGGGCUUCCAGCUUCAGAGAGCUUAGCAUGGUGGGACAGCGGUUUCCAGUCUCAGGGAUUGGCGUGGUGGGGCAGUGGCUUCUGGUCUCAGUGUUCACUCUGCAGUCCUUCCUGAUAGUCCUUUUUCCCUUUGGCUGUCUCAAACAAAUCGAAAUAUACUCGCGGACCACUGGGUCUCUGUCAUACCAGUAAAGUUUGGAGCCAAAACACAAAUGGUCAAGAGUGAGCUUCUGUCCCUUCAGCCCCUGUAACCUCCGACCUCCCUCUGUCACCCACACAUGUCCCUGUACUUCCCUACUGUCCAUCCUCUUGUGUGGAGUGUUCAUCAGUGGAGUCCCUGCCGGUCUGAAGUGGACCAUGAAUUAUUCAUUGAGUAGUGGUGUGUAGGAGCCUGCUGAGUCCCACUGUAGUGGUGUGUAGGAGCCUGCGGAGUCCCACUGUAGUGGUGACGGGGACGGAAAGGGGAAAUAAGACUCAGGAACACUCCUGCAUGGUGUUCCAUCUUCCUCCCCCUCGCCCUGCCUCCUGUGUCCCCAGCAGCACUCAGUCUGAGUAGAGAGGUAAACAGUGUCCCUGCAAGGCUCAGAGUGAGUGGAGCAAUGCUUAAUUAAGAGUUCUUCUGGGCCUAUGAUGGGAGGUGACAGUCACAAGUGGUGCGGAGGACUGACCCGGAGGCCCUGGAAUUCACCUCUUCUCUGCCACUAACAAACUCCGUGGCCUUACUCACUUCUCCGUGCUCCGAGUUUAAGAUUCCUUAUAGCAUGUCUGUUCCAAUAAAAAGGAGGUAACCAAACUAUAAAACACUUACAUCUUCAUCCCCCAGGUCAUGGGUCUGCAUGGCAGUACAAGAACAUAGGAUUUGCUGGCUGUUGAGAAGAUCGCUCGCUUUGGUAUGAUCCUGACCUUGUCUAGUAGAAGGAAAAGUGUCCAGGAAGAGAAAGUCCAUGUGACAUGGCCGUGCAAUUAGGUGGACAGCUGCUUGCUUUAUCCUUGUGACAUGGCCAAGCAGUGAACACAGCUUGCUGCGUUGUUCUGAGAAUGGCCCUUUAUCCCCAGAGCCAUCGGGGGCUGACUGCAGGAAAACUGAAGGAAAGGUUAGCGAGGAAAGAGGUAACCAAGAGGAAAACAGCAGUCAGAUAUUACUCUAAUGGGGCCUGUUGACCUGUAAAUAAAUCAUACUAGGGAGAUUUCAGAGGAGGUGACAGGCAGGUACAGAAGGGCCAUUUUCAUUUUCACGGAAAGGGCAGCCACCCACUCCAAAGAGGGAAGUGAAAGCGUCAGAUUCCUGGAUAGAGGUGAUGGAUGAACUGAGGGUGCAGGCUGAGGGGUGCCACGUAGAAUCCAGGCCCCAGACGCUGCAGCGCUACAGGGAGAACUGGAACAUGGAGAGGUCACAGAGGGACUAUCCCCUCACGAGGCAAGGCCUCGUUGUUUAUGGAAUAAGGCGCAGGAGAAAAGAAAGAACCUGGGUCCAGGUUCCCUCCUAGUUUAUUUAUGUCCCCACCACAGCAAAGGAGAGA